CAUGAAUCAACUUCAGUACAUUUGAUUUUCCACCCCACGGAUCCCAUCACUCUCCUAAAAACUUUCAGGACCAAGCCAGAGCUAAGUGCGAAAGUUACUUGAUAUCGAAUGCGAUCUAGUUGGUGGUCGAUGGGCUUUCUAUGGUGUGGAUUUGCCAACACCACUGUGUUAUACUUUCAAGCCUGCUUUUUGUUGAAGUGUGAGCACAAGUCUUAUGGACCCUGGUAUGUGUGUUACGACGAGCUCAAGGCUAUAGGUUAUGUUCUAGAUGCUCAGCGCAACUCGAUGAUCUCUUUUCUCCAACUCUCUCAUGACCACCGACCAACUCAUCUUAAUAUCGUGCACCAUAAUUCCCCUGAAAGUUCUGCAAACGUCCGGUGUAAGGACCACACAUUCCUGAUACCAAUAUGCACUCUGAGAAACGUGUUAACGUUUAUGGCGAUUGGAUCAUGUCGUCUUCUACCGUCGUCAAUCUGAUUGCUUUGAUAUGGUACACGUGUGCGAAACUCGUUACAAAACAUGAUAUAUCCAUACAUACAACGCGAAUCGGCGAUUUGUCCGUUGGAACAGUAACAGUGCAGGAAACGGAAAAAAGAUAUGUAGCUAAUGCGUUGGGUAAGAAGAGAGAGAUGAUGCCUCUUAAUUCAAGGUCGGCUCCUCUGCAUCAGGCGCAAAGCGAAGCCGCGCAAGGAGUAUGGUAU
Molecule: messenger RNA, 701 nt
Organism: Suillus subaureus
Lineage: Eukaryota; Fungi; Basidiomycota; Agaricomycetes; Boletales; Suillaceae
Exons: 5
Coding region: 109-477 (122 amino acids)
Source: RefSeq, a predicted model, not a curated record